This is a messenger RNA of Zerene cesonia (dogface butterfly), 6268 nucleotides long. Its product is annotated as NCK-interacting protein with SH3 domain. NCBI's taxonomy places the organism in Eukaryota, Metazoa, Arthropoda, Insecta, Lepidoptera, Pieridae. The transcript has 10 exons. The coding region runs from base 156 to 2000 and encodes 614 amino acids. The record is from RefSeq and is a predicted model, not a curated record. Gene Ontology annotation, biological process: endocytosis. Gene Ontology annotation, molecular function: Arp2/3 complex binding; protein binding.
UGUUGUUAUCGGAAGACGGUAGAUUUCAUAAAUUUAAUCUAUUUGAAUACUUCACUAAAAUAUAAACAUUAUUGAACCACAUAAUAAAUAUUAAGCAACUCGGUUUAAUAACAAGUGAUGAAUUAGGAUAAACAGUGAACUUGGAACUGACCAUAAUGGGUGACGGACAAAAUAUUGAUGACUUGGAAAUGCUCAAAUCCCUCUACGAUUUUGAGGCGACUUUAGCGAAAACGUUAAGUUUCUGUGAAGGAGAAUAUUUCUAUCUUCAACAAACUAAUACCAAACAGAGGAACUGGUGGCAUGUAAUUAAUAGAAAAGGUCAAGUUGGUUUUGUUCCAUCUAACUAUGUGGCUGCAGUCAAGGUUGAUCCAGAGUUCUUCUUGGGAUUUCUUAGUGAUUGUAUGAAAAGUUUAAAUGACAACACAGCAAUGGCACAAAGGCAGGACUUGUUAGCUAGAUUGAGUGAGAAAAAAAAGCAGAUCCAAGGGUUAGUGAAGCCUCAUAAAAAACAACAAGCACCGAAGCCUCCGCCGCGCUUAGAUGACAGCACUCCUCCCAACGGAGUCUCUCCAUCAUUUGAUCUUCGCCCAGUUGUUUCUCAACAACAUCUUUCAGAAGAACGAGAUUCACCAACAAGAUCUCUGAACAGCAGUGUAUCUAAAGAUGAUGAUGAAAAAAGAAAAGAUUCAAUGAUCAAAUCAACAUCCAAUCAAGUAUCAUCUGAUACUGAUAAUCAGGAUGAUAGUCAGGAUAGUAGUGAGAGCAUAAAGCCAAAUGCAAUUUAUGAGAUUGUCCAGGCAGUUCGUCGGGAGACCCAGCUUAGCCACGAAAUGUCCAGAGUUGCGGUGGAGACAGUUCUCAUUUCUCUGAGGGAAUUUCUUCCUGGCGGUGCCGCAAGAUCCAUCAUAGAUGCGCUACUCCGAGAAGCGAAUAGCAACAUCACAUGCCCCAAAAAUGCAAUAGAUGCCGCUCCUGAUGCUUUGAGAAUGAUGACGGCGCUUAACGCUCUGUCGAAAGCCGCCAAUGAUGCGCAGCAAAGAGGUUGGGCGUUGCAUGAUGAUGCACACGACAUUCAGACGCAGCUUCUUGAACUAAUAUCUGUCAUGUCCAACGCAGAUGUGAACAUAUCACAGCAUGUUUUGAGCAGUCAUCGGUAUGCAUAUGUUUCAACUCUUGUGCAGUAUUAUCAGAUGGAAACUCGCUGGCCUCUUAGACAACUGUUGUUACAGGCGUUCGGUGUAAUGUGCGGUCUCGAACGCACCGCACUAGCGACACUCGCGCUGUCAGCGCUCCCCGCGGAGAUCGCGCGGGACAUGCGCGACAACCCGCGGGCUGUCAGCCGGCUGUCGCACUCCGCGCUCUUGUUGUCUAUGGUGCUGUCUAUGGGCGACCGCUUGCCGAUCACGCACUUUGAACAACUUGGCGUCGAGUUUGCCCAAUUUCUUCUGGAACUGAUCGAGAGCCCACCAGAAACAGAUGUGGAUGAGCAGAUUCCUGAUUUAUUCCUCACUCUCCUCCUCGCGUACAACUUGCAGUUUGACAAUCCCUUCGAGAACAUUCUCCUAAAUGCACUGGAGACAAUGGACAACGCUAAGACAUUCUGUGAGAAAAUACUAUUGUUGCUCAAUCGUGAAGAGGAUCCCGUCCGCAUAUUCGACCACGAGCCUGCGCCCACGCACGCAGUACUCAAGCUGGUGAUAGAUCUUUUCAGUCGCAAGAAGACCGCCGACCACUUCUACACCAACGACGUGAAAGUCGCUAUUGAUAUCAUAGUGCGACAGUUGGCCGACUUGUCGCCGGGUGAUGCGCGACGCCAACAAUACCUCAAGGUAUUACAAGGCAUCAUUCGCAACACAGAAUACGGAGCACACUUGCACCGCCGCGACGAUCUCCUGCGAUGUUUCGCUAGAAUCUUCUGCGAGGAAGGUGAUAGUAGCCGAGAAGACCAGGCAUUAGUUCGAGCAAUUUCCAACGAGUUUCCACAAUUCUUCAAGGCCUAAACUCUUGAGCUUUAGAAAUUCUAGAAUAGUCGACUAGGAUUAACCUAGUGGGUUUGGUGUUCCAUAGAUUGGAUCUUGGUGUGUUAUAGUGCAAUUUUAGGUGUGGUGUAAAAUCUUAAUAUAUCAGAUAGUUUCUUUGAUAGAAAUUCUAGAGCUGAAGAUUUUUGGUGGUACUCCUGGAAAUUAUAUCCAGACCUACUAUUGGUACGUAUGAAAUAUGGAAAGAUAUUGCGCACAUUAUAAUUUUGACCUUAAGAGGAGUAGGUGACAGAAGUUUGUGUAAAUUAAUUCUAACAGAAAAUCUAAGGUGAGAGUUUUAUGAUGGUAAUAUCCAAGAGUAUUAUUGUAAUUCGUAUUAAAAAGGGAAAGAAAUGGCGCACAUUAAAAACUAAAGAAUGGUAUGUUAUUUGGUAGAUAAGGAAAGAUUUAUUAAUAUUGUCUGUUAGACAAAUCUUAUGGGAUAUUCACAUUAUGUGUGAACUGCAUAAAGGGAUUUGUGUAAUGUUCUGUGUUGGAUGAUGUAUUUGUUUUAUAUUUUAAGAAAAUAUUCUCAAUAUGAAAAGUUAUUUUGAACGUAGAUUGCGAUUUAAAAAAUAUUAAAUUAGAAAUAUAAGGCGCAAGCAAUAAGGACUUGGUUGUAUCCAUGAAACGCAAACUUUAAAGCCUGUAGUCCAUUGGCGUAUACUAGAGAAAGUCCCAAUAUCAUACGAUAAAUGAAUAUACAAAUAACAAACAAGUGGAUAGGUUGGAAAAAUAUAAAAUUAUUUAUUGCAAUUGAAACAAUUGAAAUCUAUUCUAAAGAAAUGUUUAUAAAAUGUAGAGGUAUUCAUGUGAAACAAAGAAAAAAAGGAUUGGUGCUAUGGCAACACUCCUCUUCUAUUAGAAAAUCGUUCAAAAUUCCCAAUUUUUAAUUAUUGUUACUAAGAUUUCAUCACGAAAAAUUCCGUACGUACGCACGUAUUUAUCAGAAGUUUCCCUCGACUUUUUUAAUAUAACGCCUUAUUUGGCUCUCCUGUCGCGAUUGCUAUAGGAUAAUAUAUUUCAUUGGAUAUGGAUAUUGAAGGAUGUAUUUUAUAUAUAGUCUAUGAAAUUUGUGUUAUUAUAAAGCGUAGUGAAAACAAUUUACCUAUAAUUAUGCAUGCAUUUACUUGUAGUGUUUAAUUACCUAAAAAAUGAUCUCGUGUGAUUCUCAAGUUCUCGACUUAAAUAUUUAUUCUGCAUAUUGUGAAUUGGUGUUAACUAAGAUAAUAAGAUGUGUGUUGACAUUGUUUAAAUUGAUGCCUACUAAAUAGAUUAAAAUCAUAAAAUUAUUAAACAAUAGAUUAGAAAUCGUUCUGUAUUCCAAAUUAAUCUUUAUUAUAUAUAUUUUUUACAUUAGAAAUGGCAACCAAGCUGGUGGUUCGCCUGAUGGUAAGCGAUCACCUAGAGUUAAGGCCUCUGCAAAUGUGUUACUCGCUUUGAGGGGAGAAGGAAAGGGUUAUCGACAGGAAUAAAAAGAUUCGAAUGGGAAGGGUGAGGAAAAGGAUAUGGGCCUAAUGUUUAUAAAUUUCUCUUCAUUUCCUUUUCUUUAGUGAGAAAGAACCAAAUAAAUAUGACUGCACUUCAAGAAUGUGUGCUCCUAUAUUAAAAGAUUUGUUAAUGAAAAGGAAUAAUUUGAAUGAGUUAUAAUUUAUUUUACAGUUUAUUAAACUGAAUAAAGGACUAAUUAUAUUACCAUAUAGAAAGUGAUAUAUAAUCAAUUAUAUUUUUUGUGACCUUGUCGUUCACGUGCUGUAAUUAAAUUUAAUAGCAUUUUAAAUACAUAUGGAAAGUUAAAUGAUACCUUUACUAUACAUAGUAGAUAUAGUUUUUCAAAGAUUGUAGUUUACAUCAUAUUCUCAUCGGCCUAAUUAAUAUUCCUAAUAGCCUAUAUCAAAAUUAUAAAAUCGACAUAGAAAUUUUGUUUUAAAAUUUAGCAUAGCUCGUUAUAUUACAGUACAGUAAACGUGUUCUGUAUGUUCUUUAAAACUAUAUACCUAACUAAGAUAUGUACUAGGUUCAGAAUUUAUUUCGAUUUUUUAAUAGAUAGUUCUAUAUUAUAUUUCUUGUUACAUGAAUUAUCUUAUAAAUGUUCAACUCUAUUGGAAUAUAAAUUGGGUAUUUUCGUAUUUAUUUUCAUGCUUGUGAUAAAAUAGCAGCUCUCUUCACUAUAUUAAUUCUAAAGUGCACAAUUUAUUGCAUUUAUUUAGGAAUUAGGUAUUAGGGAUAUAUAACAUGGAUUUUCCUUGCACUUGUUUUAAAUAAAUCAAAGUAAAACUUUUAAAUCUACUGUCUCCUGAUUUAUUUGUUGUCGCUACUAACGGGUGACCCUAUGUACUGGCAGCAAAUAAAAUAACUUAGCGGCAAAUUCGAAGAAGAAAUCUGUCGUUUUGAAUGAUACUAAGUUUAAAAAAAAUGAACGUUUAAUAUUCAUCCAGUGUAUUAUUAUAAAUAUAAGAUAUGAUUUAAUUUUACGUUACACUCGAUGAAUGUUAACAUUGUAUGUAAAUUGCUUUGACGCUUCGCGUCAUGCCAUCGUCGCACCAAAGAAUAUUUUAAUUUAAACUACUCUUAUAAUUAGUGUAAUGCUGAAAUGGGCCUAAAUUUAUACAUACAUGGAUAUGGUAACUCGUAGAAUUCAAUAAAUAAAAGGCCUCAGUGAUUAAGUAAAUUAUUACAUUAUUAUGAAUUGCGUGACAAAUCACAGUGUAUUAUAAAUUAUAAUUAAAGUGAUAUUAUGUUGAUUUUCAAUUAGACUUAUAUUAAUAAUGUUUUUAUUACCUAUAUUUAAAGUUUCACUUCGUCACUAGUAAAAUGGCGUUUUAUAAUUUACUUUUGAAUGUAAAUUGAUAUUCAACAGUAUAUCAGUACCUACAUAACAAACUUUAUCAUAAAUAGAUUGGGGCAGUCAAGUUUUUGGCUGUUUCUCCCUAACGUAGAGAAUAGAUCUGUGUCUGUACUUUCUCAUGAUAAGCCAUCGCAACCGAUCUUCUCUUUCUAAACGUUAAAAUUUUCUGCUAACGUACAUAUUCACAUAAAAAAAAUAAAAAUCCAUAUUGUAGCAUUUAAAAUUCAAAUAUCGUAAAUUGCACAAAAAAUAUUUUAUUAAUCAUAAAUUAUGAACCAUAUAUGUGAUGAAAAGUAAAACAAAUAUAUAAUAACGCCGUCGUUAAAUUUUUGAUGAUUAUGACAAAUUGUGCAUAAUUUUAUUUAAAAAAUUAUGACGUAGAUAGUAAAAAGGUGAAGUGAAAAAUUCAGUUACAUCAGAUGUAACGUCCGCUUACUUUGUCCGCAAACCACCGACCAAUCAUCAGGGUUUAAAAAAUAAUAUUUUCGAUUCACAUUAUAAAACAUAGACAUCAUAUUUACAUCUACAAAUAAUGAAUAAGGAAAUUCAAAUAACUUAUUUAUAUACAUUAUAUAAUAUUUCUUCUAAAACAAAUACCUGAAAGUGGUCCCAGAAGACCUUAUUAAUAGUACUAUGAUAAAAUGUUAAAUAAGUUAUACUGUGUAAUAAUAGUAUGUAUUUUUUCUUUCCUUAAUUCACAUUUUAUUGAAAAAUUGUUGCAGCCUUAUAUACCUAUUACGUUUAGCAAAGUUUAAUAAUUUGAAAUCUCUUAAAACUAUUAUAACAAUAAUUAUAAUAUAGGUUUGUUCGGCGAGAGUUGAUAUAAUAUUUUAUUCAACCUGUAUAUUUAAUACAGAUUUAAUUUUAUUAAAUCUUGGAGACAAGUUUGUUUGUUUGUUUGCAAAAUUCUUGGCAAUUUUAAUUAUCAAACCUUCCCGAACAAAGUACACAUAUUUUAAAAUUUAAUCCUGUUUAAUAUUAGCGACAUUCGUCGUGCCAAAUUUUAUUAACUCUAAUUCUUGUUAGUGUAAAUAUUAGAUGUAUACCUGUGGAUAUUGAUGCAUUUAAAUAUAUCUGUGGUAAUUUGUCCUGUGAUGCAUGUAAUGUUACAAUGAUUGUAUUUUUUUCUCUAAUCUUAUAAACAGUUUUCAAAUAAGUGUGUCGAUAUAUACUCUCACAUUGGCAAUUUAGCAAGUCGAUUAGAAAUGAUUGAUUGAAAUUUGGUAGAAGCAAUUGUUGUUCAGAAGAAUUCAAGUGAAACGGUGUGACUAUGACAAGUAUUUCCAAUUAUAGUUAUUGUAAUCAUAGUUUUCUCACAUUACUAGUUAUAUAAUAUUUAAUAUUAUAUGCAUGUUUAUUAAAUCGUACUUUAUACUUCUAUGUUGGCUUUGCUUUCGUUUCU